Messenger RNA from Stylonychia lemnae, 4773 nucleotides. NCBI's taxonomy places the organism in Eukaryota, Ciliophora, Spirotrichea, Sporadotrichida, Oxytrichidae. The record is from the annotation of a GenBank genome assembly.
AUGACAAAAGCUAUUAUUCUGGGUCCUCUUGAGAGAAUGAAGAUUAUCAUGCAAGUCAAAAACAUCGCUUUACUUGCCAAUCCACUUGACAAGCCCAAGAACACCAUAGACCUAUCCAACAGGAUUAAUGCUUAUGUGUACAAGAUAGCAUUGCAGCACAGUAUGAAGUUCUUUUUGUACGAGACAGUCUUCCAGGAACUCAAAAAUGACAACAAUCCUUUCGUGAGUUCAAUGGGUGCUGCUAUGCUGACAGCAUUAUUCACUACAACUGUUACAUAUCCAUUAGAUUUGGUUCAUGGCAGAAUGGCUGCUGACAUGAGCAAGAAGCCCACAGUGUUUCAAGACAAGAAUGCUCCUCAGUAAAAGAGUCAUAAACUGUAUGCAUCUGUAAGAGACUGCUUGACAAAAACUCAAAUGGAGGUAGGAGUCACUCAGGGCAGUCGAGUCAAGAACAUAUUCAGAGGAUAUCCAAGUGCUAUUGUAUCUCAAGUUCCUUACACUAUGGUGCUAAUGGGAACUUUUGAGGGACUUAAAUCAGCUACUGAUUAAUAAAACACUCUUUAUAGUUAGAGAGAUGGAGGGCCAUUUAUCAUGAAGUUUAUUAAUAGAUUUGGACCCUCAACUCUGGCAUUGUUGCUGGCUUAAGGUUUGUGCUAUCCAUUCGACACAGUCAAAAGAAGAAUGCAGUUGAACGGUUCUUAAGGUCACAGAAAUAUAUAUAAAAGUGACCUUGAUUGCUUUAAAAAGGUAUUGAGAGAUGAGGGAUACAGAGGAUUAUAUGGGGGUUUCAGUGUCAAUUUAGUCAGAUGUUUCCCAAUGGUUAUAGUCCAGUAUAUUUGCUUUAAGGGCUUUAGAUUCAUUUCAGCUCAGAAAGAUAAGUACAACAAUAGAAACACCACCGGUAUUAUACCUAAAUUUGACGAGGGCAAUACUCCUGUGUCCCAUCACGAUAUGCGCUAGAGAUUUUCAGAGCCCAUCCAAUUUUCCCGAGAGGACUCGCAAGCCAUCCCCUUUAUCAAAUUUCUUCCCUAAGAAGGCAGAUUCGAAUUGAACCCAGAAGCAGGAGAGUUUUUAUAAAGUCUCAAGGAUAUCAAACUGGGAGUAGUCGCAGUUUGUGGCAAAUAUAGAACAGGAAAGUCUUAUUUGCUCAAUAAGUUGUUCGUCGAGACUUACUUUCAAAAUUUAAGCAACACUUCUAUUAUAGGCGGAAAUACAACAUAAGCUAAAUCCAGCACUAACCUCGAUUAAGAACUGGGAGAAAAUUCUCAGUUAAAUAAAACUGCAACUGGAUUUUAAGUCUCACCCACUAUCAACCCAUGCACUAAGGGUUUAUGGAUAUGGAAAAAAGUUAUAUACUCAGAUUAGAACGAUUGCCCAAUGAUUGUCAUUGACACAGAGGGAUUAGGGGCCUUUGACGAAGAUGAAAAUCACGAUGCUAAAAUUUUCCUUCUGGCUUUACUGUUGUCUUCACUUAUAAUUUACAACAGUGUGGGCACUAUUGAUGAAAAUGCUUUGAAUAACUUGUCACUUGUAAUUAACCUAUCAAAAAAGAUACAGUUAAAGAACAGACAAGAAACUCCAGAUGAUAUAGAUGAACUAGCCUCAAUUUUCCCUACUUUCCUUUGGGUUUUGAGGGACUUUACUCUGAAACUUGUGGAUUCAGAGGGCAACAGAAUAUCCUCUAAGCAGUAUCUCGAGAAUGCACUCAAAGAGUAAAAGGGGUGUUCAGAGGCAAUUGAAUAGAAAAAUAGAAUUAGGAGACUUUUAAAGCAUUUCUUUCAGGAGAGAGACUGCUGCACUCUAAUCAGACCGACUGAAAAGGAAAAAGAUCUUUAAGACUUGGCAAAGCUUAAGGAUAGCAAUCUAAGAAAAGAUUUCAUAGAGCAAAUGAACAGAUUAAAAUAAAAAGUUAUGACUAAGGUCAAAGUAAAGGUAAUGAACGGCCACUAACUCAAUGGGCCAAUGAUUGUUGAGUUGGCUCUUUCAUACAUUAAUGCUCUAAAUGAUGGAAAAGUGCCUAAUAUUGAGAAUGCUUGGUCGAAUGUCUGCAACUUCGAGUAGGAGAGAGCUUUCAAGGAUUCAAUUUCGUACUUUGAGUUUCAGGUUAAGGAGAAGGUCAGAAAUUAAUAUGAAGAUAUUGGCUAUCAAAACAUCAAAACUGUUCUUAAUGAAAUCAAAGAAUCAGCAUUGCAAUUUCUUAAGAAUAAAUUCCUAGGUGAUUAAAAAAGCAUUUCUGAAUUUGAGAAAAAGCUAAAGGACAAGAUUAAGCACUAGAACAAGAUAAUAGUCAAAGAGAUAUAGCAGAAGAUAGACUAAUAAAUCAAUCAAACCAUCAGUUCAGUAUUUUAAACACAAAUCGAAGAUAAGGUGAGAAGAGGCAAUGAAGAUGUGGAUUCAUUCGAAAAAAUCUAGUCAGAGAUUGAGCAGGCACUUACCAUUGUGCAAAUCAAGUUCAUCAACGAUAAUGAAAGAGUGGAGUAACUUUAUAGGAAAUACACUCAGACAAAGAUCUUUAGACUGCUUGAAACUCUCAGUGAUAAUGAUAAGAGAGAGAGCUAAGUCUAAGUCAGACUCUUGCAGGAAAAACUAAGCAUGAACGAGUCAUAAAUAAACUAAUUAAAGCAGGAGAAAUCUCAGAAUUCUGAAUUCAGCCAAGCAUAAAAAGAUAAAGAUGAACAAGAGAGAUCUAUGAUGAUGAAGAAUCUGAAAUUUAUGGAACAAAAAAUAAGACUUCUUGAAGAUAAGUUGUCUGAAGCAAUGAACUCUUUGAAAUUUUACAGAGGCAGAGAGUACAAAGACCAAGGCGUCCAAACCUAAAAGAAAGGCGACAAAGACAUAUAGGUCCUGGAUGAAAAUCAGUAUCAGUUUAACACUGAUUCCUACACUCACAACUUUAACCGCACUUCACAGCUUAACUUUACUCUAACUGAGAAGUUUAGUCUCUAGCAAAUGCCUGAAUAAGAAAUCAUAGAGAAGUUGCCUUUAACGAUUAACUAGCUAGAGCAAAACAGAAAGCUCUACAAUGAUAUAUUAGAUGCUCUAAACAACCAGAGUAAACAGAUAUCUCAAACAAUGAGUGAUGAAUUCAGUUAGAUUUUAAACAAUAACUAGGCUUUAUCUAGAGCAAUUGAGCAAGCUGAGAAAAGAUCCUUAAUUCUGGAGAAAAAGCUGGAAAAGAAAGGCAAGUAUGAAAGUCUUAUCAAGCAUUGCUAAAGACUUUAAUGCAACGGCUGCAGUAAACUAUAUACUCCAAUGUUAUUCGUGAGUCAUUACCUCUUGUGCAAAAAGUAACAGCAUUUGAGAUCAUCAAUAAUAAACGAGAACGGAGGUCAAGGCAUUUAAGAAGAGGAUAAAGAGGAUUCACAAUCAGUCAUUGAAGAGCAAUUCCUGGCUAAGAUAGUAGACAUGAAACAAAUUCAUCUCGAAAUGAGAGGAGAUGACUUUAGUUCGCAAGAUGAAUACAGCAACAAUGAAGUUACUUCGUAAAACUCAGAUGAGCUAGUUACUAUUAUUGAUGGAGUAAACAUGGGCCCCUUACCUCUGCAACUAAGAUAGUAGCAUAUUGCUCAAUAGUUCUGUUCCAUUGAGUUCAAGUUCUGUGUGCUCUUUAAGGGCAGCAUUUGGUAUAUCCACAGAACUCUUCAUUUCAUUAAGAAUGUUAUGAAUAGGAUAUAAAGAGAUAAAAACAACACUGAGUAAGAGCAAUGCUAGAUAGCCAAAUGGCUUCUCGAAAUUGAGAGGAACGAGAUGGAAGAAAACUAUCAGAGAAUAUCUGAGAUUAUUGAGAUGUUCUUCUCAAUGCUACAUAGGAAGAUCAUUGACAAUCAUCUUUCUAUGACCUCAGCUAGUUUGAAUAUGGAGGAUUAAGAUGAAGAUCAAAACUAGCAUGGCAAGUUUUUGUACUUCACUGAGUUCAUGGACUUCUUUGAAAUAGAAAAUAAUAUAGUGGUUCAUAAAAGCAACGACAACAGCAACUGGCACACUCCGAUUAUUAAUCACAACGAUGAUGAAGUCGUAGUCCAAAUGACGUAUGAUGACAAUGACGAUCUGAAGACUUAAGGCUAGAUUCGUAUGAACCCAAGCAGAGCCUCAGCAAUCGGUGCUACCAUUUAGAGUGCGAUUUCGGAACUUUGCGGAGUUGGCAGCAUCUAAAAGCAUCAUUAAGGUUACUGCAUGACUGUAAGUGCCUAAGGCCACAACAAUCACUCAACUAUUUAGCUUGACGGAGACAAAUCUGUUAAUGAUAACAGCUCGCUGCACUUUGUGUCCUUUUUCUCAGUGGCCGAAGAGUUACUAAUGAAGAAAAAUCUACUAGACGAGGGCAGAGAUUCAGGUCUCUCACACAACAAGAGCAUGAGUCAAGGCUACUACGAGAUUGAGGAGGAUACAGAGAGAAAUAAGAAUGAUGAGAACUUUGGAUCCCCAGAAAAACCAGACAGAAGGAGAGACCUCAACAACUGCAAGCCCUUCGGCUCUAUUUCAAACAGACCCAAUACUGCAAAUUUUUGCAAUAGCAACAAUGCAAGCAGCAAUAUUUAGUAUAACUUUGACAAGCAAGGCAACUUCAAUGAGCAUCUCUAGUAACUGCCUCAGAAGUACUCACAAAAUGCUAGUCCGUACAAGGCAACUGGCAUGAAGAGCAAAGCUUAGAGCAGGUCUCCAAUCAAAAAUAACAAUUAGAACAUUAAUUGCGGGGGCAUGCAGCUAAAGCCUUUAAUGGGGUUUGCUAAUAAUUAGUAAUACAAUAAUAAUGAUAUGGUCUAUCGCUAAUGA